Messenger RNA from Mobula hypostoma (lesser devil ray), 2188 nucleotides. RefSeq lists its product as uncharacterized. Gene Ontology annotation, molecular function: cysteine-type endopeptidase activator activity involved in apoptotic process; cysteine-type endopeptidase activity. Gene Ontology annotation, cellular component: lysosome. Bases 104 to 2140 code for a protein of 678 amino acids. The record is from RefSeq and is a predicted model, not a curated record. The transcript is spliced from 15 exons. Gene Ontology annotation, biological process: positive regulation of apoptotic signaling pathway; immune response; positive regulation of peptidase activity. Lineage: Eukaryota; Metazoa; Chordata; Chondrichthyes; Myliobatiformes; Myliobatidae.
AAGAACUGAAGGCGGAUCCUGGGAUGCUGCACAUGUAUUUAACUGGGAUACACCCAAUGUUCAGUGAGACUUCAAGGGCACUAUCAUACCAAGGUUGUCCAUAAUGUUUACUUUGCUCCUGGGCUUUGUGGUAGGGUUUACUCUGACUGCAGCCUCAGACUACACAUUCAACACAGAACUGGAUGAAGAAUGGGAGAAAUGGAAAGUACAGCACAACAAACAAUACAGAGAGGAUGAGGAGAUCAACAGGAGAAUAAUUUGGGAAAGUGCCAUGAGUUACAUUGAACAGCACAAUCGAGAGUACGCAAUGGGGAAGCACACAUUUACUGUGGCAAUGAACCAAUUUGGAGAUCUGACCAAUGAAGAGUUCAAUGCACUCAUGAAUGGUUUCCUCAGUAACAAAGCUGAAAAUUCAACUGAGGAAGAAGAUGAGGAGUUCGAUUAUGAUGAAAAUGAAGAUGGUUUUGAAUUGCCAAGAACUGUUGACUGGAGGUCAAAGGGUAUGGUUACGCCAGUGAAGAACCAGGGACCAUGUGGCUCCUGCUGGGCCUUCAGUGCAGCUGGAGCCCUCGAGGGGCAGUGGAAAAAGAAACAUACACUUAUUUCUCUGAGUGAACAGAACCUGCUGGAUUGUGAUAAUGGAUCUCACGGAUGCAAUGGAGGAUAUAUGGAAAGUGCCUUCCGGUGUAUAUGGAGAAGAGGUGGCAUAGAAGCGGAAACCACUUAUCCCUAUCGAGCACAGAAGAGAAGUUGCAAAUUUCAAAGAAGUAGAGCCGUGGCCAAGCUCCGAAAUUACCGAAGAGUCAGACGAUGUGAACCUUGUUUAGCAAUAGCAGUAGCAAGAGCUGGACCAAUUGCUGUUGCCAUUAAUGCAAGACGUAGAUCCUUCCAGUAUUACAGACAAGGAGUCUACUAUGAUCGCCGUUGUGGUAACAGAGUUGUGAACCAUGCAGUGCUGUUGGUUGGAUAUGGCUCAUUGAGGGGAAGAAAGUAUUGGCUUAUUAAAAACAGUUGGGGAACAACAUGGGGUGACAAAGGCUACAUAAAGAUGGCAAAGGACAGACAGAACCAUUGUGGAAUAACUAAUUACGCACUCUAUCCUAUUGUGUUCUGCAUAAUGAAGUUCACUUUGUUUCUGGGCUUUGUGGUGGGGCCUAUUCUGAUUGUGGCCUCUGACUGCACAGUCAGCUCAACUCGCGAUGAGGAAUGGAAGAACUGGAAACUACAGUACAAUAAGCAGUAUGCAAAGGACGAGGAGAUCAACAAAAGGAAGAUUUGGGAAAGUGCCAUGAGUUACAUUGAACAGCACAAUCAAGAGUAUGCAAUGGGGAAGCACACAUUUACUGUGGCAAUGAACCAAUUUGGAGAUCUGACCAAUAAAGAGUUCAAUAUGCUCAUGAAUGGUUUCUUCAGAAAUAAAGCUGAAAACUCAACUGAGGAAGAAGUUAAAGAAUCUAAUGAGCUCGAUGAUGAUGAUAAUGAAAAUGUUUCCAAGCGUCCAAGCACUGUUGACUGGAGGAAGAAAAAUCUGGUUACAGAGGUGAAGAACCAGGGACCAUGUGGCUCCUGCUGGGCCUUCAGCGCAGCUGGAGCCCUCGAGGGGCAGUGGGCAAAAAAAAAGAAGCAACUUAUCUCUCUGAGUGAACAGAACAUGCUGGAUUGUGACUGUAAUUCUUACGGAUGCAAUGGUGGGUAUAUGGAAAGUGCCUACGAAUGCAUAAUGCGACUUGGUGGCAUAGAAUCAGAAAAAAGUUAUCCCUACACUGGACAACAAGGAUCCUGCAGAUUUCAGAGGAACAAUGUUGUUGCCAGGAUCAAAAGAUAUCGCAGAUUAAAAGACAAUGAAGCACGUUUAGCAGGAAGGGUGGCAAAAAUUGGACCCCUUUGUAUUGCCAUUGAUGCUUCCCUCACAUCCUUCCAGUAUUACAGUCAAGGUGUCUACUAUGAUCCACAUUGCAAUCAAAAUGGUGUGAACCAUGCAGUGCUGUUGAUUGGAUAUGGCACAGAGGAGGAAGGAAAAUAUUGGCUUAUUAAAAACAGCUGGGGAACAUCAUGGGGUGACAAUGGUUACAUCAAGAUGUCAAGGGACCAAAAUAAUAAUUGUGGCAUAACCGAUUAUGUUGUCUUUCCAAUUGUGUAAGCACUCCAACAACCAACCAGAGCUUCAGAACUUGGGCUGAAGAAUUGU